AAUUUCUACAGCAUUUUCAUUUCCUGUUUUUGAGUGUCUGGUUGGACUACUUAAACUCAACUUGUUAAACUUCAGUAAAUACUUAUCCUACGUGACUUGACUAUAAUUUCGCUUUUGGCCCAUAGGGAGGGAUAAAAAUGAAAAUCAUACUCAAAUAUUAUUAGAAUUCUAUAGAACCAUGGACCCUCAUCCUGACUUCGAAAAUGUGGAUGAAGAUGGAUACACUAAAUUAAACUUUAACACUCAAGAUGCUACCAGAUCACCUGUGGGCUCCAAGAAAGGACUCUCAGGAAUUCCUGCUGCAUCUCCUGCUUGGCGGCUCAUUGCUGUGAUUUUGGGAAUUUUAUGCUUGAUUAUUCUAGUGAUAGCUGUGGUCUUGGGUUCCUUGGCAUUUUGGCGAUCCAAUUCAGGGAGCAAUCUUUUGGAGAAAGACAACUCUCUGUCAAGAAACAAAGAGUACCAAAAUCAACCCACAAAAUCAUCUUUACAAGAGAAUGCGGCUUCUACCAAAGCUUUCAAAACCACAGGAGUCUUUUCCAGCACCUGCCCGCCUAAUUGGAUUGCACAUGAGAAGAGCUGCUAUCUCUUUAGCAUUUCACUAGAUUCCUGGUACGGAAGUAAGAGAAGGUGCUCUCAGCUGGGCUCUCAUCUUCUGAAGAUAGACACCUUGAAAGAAUUUGAUUUUAUAGUAGGACAAAUGUCUUCCUAUCCUAAUAAUUCUUUUUGGAUUGGCCUUUCUCGCAAUCAGACUGAGUCAUUAUGGGUCUGGGAUGAUGGAUCGACUUUUUCUUAUAACUUUUUGCAAAUCCGAAGUACAGCUACCCAGGAAAACACACCUCACAACUGUGUAUGGCUUCAUGUGGGAAACGCUUAUGACCAACCCUGUAAUAUUCUUUCAUUUAGUGUCUGUGAGAGGCUGCUGUCAGGGUGAGGAAACACAGGAGAAAAAUAUCUGGGAUUUAAGCAUGACAAGAAAACAGUACAACAGUGUGGUAUGUGAGUUCAAAAUACAGAAAAGGUUAACAGAUUGAUAAAUUUUAAUAUUAGCUGAGAAACAGACUGCAAGGCUCUGAUUUCUGUACUUGUCAACUGCAUGAAGAAACUAGUAUUAAGUUAUAGUAAACAGAGUCCUAGACUUGGAUCCAAGGCAACCAAGGUUGAAAUUUGGUUGCAAGAUUGACUUAGUAUUUUUGAGACAUAAACCACAAGGCUUUGGUGCUUCAAGGGUAUUUUAAUUUGUGGAUCUUCCAGAAUUGUUCCUUGUUCUCAGAAAGCGACCAUAGAGUAUGCAUUGUGUAUUUCCAUGACUUGUUCCAGAAUUUUGAACAUAACAGACAUGGGUAGAAGACAAAAGGUACAGUGAUGUCUCUGUUCAUGAACGCUUGUAUUUGCAAACAAUUUUGUUCAUAAACCAAAGAAUUUGGCAAUUUUUGUUUAUUUGGUUUGUGAACUCUGAAUCAGAUGACGAACAUGACCACAGUCAUCUUCCUGCAUGACCAUGAGUGUGGUCACCAUCAAUUCGAGAACCAUGGAAUACAUUACGUUUAUGAAAUGAGGGACAAUUGUACUUCUGAACCACUAAAUGAAGGAAUAAGAAAAAACUUCACUAAAAUCAGUUAUUGUUUUCAUCAAUGUGAUUAUGGUUAUGAUUAUUAUCAUCAAAAAGUACCAACUCCAGCUUCUUUUCUCAAUUAAAUAACUCAGAUAGGACUACGUCUCUAAUAGAAUCCUGUGUAACGUAUUGGAAAGCUACUCUUAUGGGAAAGCUUUGUCCUUUUUAAAGUAUUAUAAAGAAAAAAAAAGAUCUGAAAAUGAUUUUAAAACAGAAGCAGGCUCAUUGCCAACAGUGUUAGUAUUUUGGAGGACACGUUUUGCUAUUUUUAUGAUGCAUUAUUUUAUAAUUUUACCUAUUCCUUAGGUAAAAUCCUUUACCUAUACCUAUUACUAUAAAAGUAUUAUUAUAAUGUAAGUAUAUUUCUUUAUGUGCUGGUUGAUCUCUCUUCUUUUACACUUUCCCAUUGGUUCUAGUAAAGAUAGAAAAACUGAGGCUGAGAGACCACUUACUUCCACCCAUUUUAAUUUGGGCAACACUCCAGGGCCAGUCCUCUUCCACUGCUCUAAGAGAAGCAGAAAUAAAAUAAUAAAGAUCAAAGAAAUCUUGAAGAUCGAGGCCUGACAUAUUUAUGUUAAAACUCAUGGUCUGACCUUCAGUAACCAUCUCUCUAUUUGAACUUUCUUAAAGAUUCAUAGAUACGGACUGCAUGCCAUUUAUAUAAUUUAGUCAGAGUGAACUCUGGGAAUGCAUGCAUAUUGAAAGCCUCUGAAGAUGACUCAGUACAUUGUCAGUCAUUCUGGUCACUCUUAUCCAGAAAUCCAUUGUGAGGCACCAGGCCUGAGGUACAUAUCUUUUAAAAUCCAAAUUUGCAACGUAUCUAUGUGCUGUGCUUUUUGUUUCCAUGUCACCCCAGUACCACUUUGCUGAUCAUACUUGUCCUAAACACACUUUCCCAUUAUCUUAAAAAAAUAUAGCUGAAUUUUCUUUUACCAGUGGAUAAACCCUUCCAAUUCUUUGUUAGCCAUACACAAGAGUCUGGGAUCUAUGCAUUAGAUCCACUAUGUGGUAACAGUAGUGUUAAUACUGGACUGUGAGGAUUUCUGUAUUGUUGAGAGACACUUGUUACUUUGUUAAUAUGUGAAAAGAAAUUGAGUCAAAAAUCACUGAAUUUUUCAUAAAUGUAAUUUUGUAUUGUGUUGAUUUUACUUCAGUGUAAAUAAAAUGCUUAUUAAAGAACCUUA
Molecule: messenger RNA, 2796 nt
Organism: Cavia porcellus (domestic guinea pig)
Lineage: Eukaryota; Metazoa; Chordata; Mammalia; Rodentia; Caviidae
Gene: Clec7a
Product: C-type lectin domain containing 7A
Exons: 6
Coding region: 179-931 (250 amino acids)
Biological process (GO): detection of molecule of fungal origin; positive regulation of wound healing; positive regulation of phagocytosis
Cellular component (GO): cell surface
Molecular function (GO): (1->3)-beta-D-glucan binding; pattern recognition receptor activity
Source: RefSeq, a predicted model, not a curated record